ACGGUCAUAGUCUCUCCUCAUACCCAUGGUCUCCUCCUCUCCUCCCCCACGUCAUCUCCUCAUCCCCAUGGUCUCCUCCCCACGUUCUCUCCUCAUCACCAUGGUCUCCUCCUUCCCUCCCCACAGAAAAGAAAUCUAUAUUUGUCAAAUUGUAUAGCAAGCAAAUUAGGGAAUUGAUCUGGUGCGCUCACGCCAUGGAAUCUCUCACCUUUUCCCAGGGGAAAAGAAACCAAAUCUCUCUCAAAUCGGAGCGGCCAAGUUGGGAUAUAGAUCGGGUUCGUCAUCGAUUUCUUUUGAUUUUUUCCCUGAUGUAAAACGUGAAUCGACCUUAUCUUUGCAACUGUAUUAGGAUUAUUAAUGAUUUUCUCACGUAUGCUCUCUGGACACUUCCUUGAUUUUCUCACGUACCCUCUCUGGACACUUUGUGGAGAUUGCAACGGAGCUCAACCAAGCCCAUACCGGUAGCUUAUAUAUUAACUGCAGCCUAACAGAAACAGUCUCAACAUCAAGGAGUCUCCUGUCGGCUGUGAACAUCGUCGCUGGUGAACCUUCUCAUGUUUGGUCAACUUCUUCCCUGUUCCUUCAAAACGAUGGCAUACGAUAUGCUCCAUGAUAUUAGCAAAGAAAAGGAUUCUUGGUAAGUCAAGGUCAGAAUAAUUAGGCUAUGGGAUGCCAUUAACCUCAACAACAAUGAACUUAUUAGCCUUGACAUGAUACUACUUGAUGAAGAGGGCACUAUGAUACAUGGCAAGGUAAUGAAACAUAUGGUUAACAAGUUCAAACCAUUGAUCCAAGAAGGUUCAGUCUACACGAUUGCAAAUUUUAAGGUUACAUCUGCAAUGAAUUUCCGUCCAGUUGAAAGUGAAAAGAUUUUAAAUUUCUUGCACACAACAAAAAUUCAAGAGAUAAAAGGUCUAAAAAAUAUCAGAAUAGAAGAACAAAGCUUCACAUUUUGUAGUAUUGAAGUUCUUUCCGCAAGAGACGACCAGAAGAUUUACUUAUCUGAUGUCAUCGGCGUAGCAAGUUACAUAGGGCAUAUUGAAGAAACACAGACAACCCAUGGGAUUUCAAAGAUUCGAGAUAUUGUGCUUUGAAUUGAG
Messenger RNA from Hordeum vulgare subsp. vulgare (domesticated barley), 1100 nucleotides. RefSeq lists its product as uncharacterized. Lineage: Eukaryota; Viridiplantae; Streptophyta; Magnoliopsida; Poales; Poaceae. The transcript is spliced from 4 exons. The record is from RefSeq and is a predicted model, not a curated record. The coding region runs from base 711 to 1094 and encodes 127 amino acids.